Saprolegnia parasitica CBS 223.65 is the source of this 1420-nucleotide messenger RNA. RefSeq lists its product as hypothetical. Gene Ontology annotation, molecular function: pseudouridine synthase activity; RNA binding. NCBI's taxonomy places the organism in Eukaryota, Oomycota, Saprolegniomycetes, Saprolegniales, Saprolegniaceae. The transcript has 9 exons. Bases 1 to 1377 code for a protein of 458 amino acids. Gene Ontology annotation, biological process: pseudouridine synthesis. The record is from RefSeq and is a predicted model, not a curated record.
AUGUCCCGUCGCCGCGCCGCCAGCCUCAGCAACCUCCCGACGUCGUCGCGCGUCCUGCGCAACCAUGCGGCCAAGGCGACGCCAGCGCCGCCCGUCGCGCCGCGCAAGCAAGAGGGCCACCUCGACGAGAGCGCGAUCGAAGACACGCGUGGUGGGCCCUUGACGCUCGACGCGCUCGAGCUCGAGGUCUUGUCCCGGUCGCCGUACUACCUCGUCAUCAACAAGGGCGCCGACGUGCGUCUCGACGGCGACUUUAACGUGACGAUCGAGAAGGCGCUCGCCCGCGACUUUCCGGACGUGCCCAAGUUUCGCUGGAUCCACCAGCUCGACUUUGCCACGUCGGGUGUCAUGUGCAUUGGCACGACCAAGGAGUCGACGUCGGCGGCGAGCGGACUCUUUCAGAAAAAGUGCGUCGAGAAAGAGUACCUCGCACUCGUCCAUGGCACGAUGCCGCUGCUGCCGCCGCCAAGCGCGCCGUCCGUCGCGUUCUCGCGCCUCGCCGACUUUAUCGCUGACAGCGACAACCCGAUCCUGCCCAAGAAGCAGCACGAGCUCAAGUUUACGCGCAAGUUCAAGGGCCCGCGCACGGGUCCGUCCCUCUUUGCGAUGGACCAAGGCGUCGUGCGGCGAAAGAUGCACGCAGGCGACGUGCUCUCGGACGCAGAGAAGGACCUUCUCCGCAAGAAGUGGAACGACCUCGCCGACGACCUCCAGCAAGCGUAUUUUGCCCGCGCCGCCGCCGACCGCCUGCGCUACGAAGCCGAGCUUGCGGCACAACUGCAGGCCGAAGCCCCGCGUGUCGACGUCCAGUACAACGCGCCGGUCGUCGCCAACACCGGUGGCCGCCGACCCCGGGCCAUGUCGGAGCUCGCGCCGACGACCAAGCGACCUCGCUUGGACAGCGAGCCGGACGAACCCAUGGGCUACAUCUUUAACCAACCGAUUGCGCCGUCGCCCGACCACUCGUUCCGGAUGGAGAUUGUCCCGCCCAGUGACCCGCGCGGCAAGGUCUCGACGACCGUGGCGUUUGUUCUGGGCCAUGGCACGAUCGACGGCAAGCCCGUGACGAAGGUGCUUUUGCGUCCGCUGAGUGGUCGCCGGCACCAGCUCCGAUUGCACUUGAGCCAGUACGGGUAUCCCAUCGUGGGCGACGUGACGUACGGUAGCGAGGAGGACGAUGCGCCGCGCAUGAUGCUCCACGCUUGGAAGCUCCACCUGAAAUUCAACACCCCGGACCAGCAACGCGAGUAUGGCAACACGUGCUUCAAGUCGGCCGAUCCGUUUGCGCAUCUGGUCAAGACAACGACGCUAGUCUCGACGCUGAGUCUCGCCAAGCCCAAGGCGCCCCGCGUCGGCCGCAAGAGCUCGCUCAAGUAGACGUCUUUAACAUUGGGAAUCUCAAACGUCACGAACUUGAUCG